Molecule: messenger RNA, 9853 nt
Organism: Cherax quadricarinatus
Lineage: Eukaryota; Metazoa; Arthropoda; Malacostraca; Decapoda; Parastacidae
Product: protein hsr-9
Source: RefSeq, a predicted model, not a curated record
GCGUUCGAGGUGGUGCUGGUGGCCUGCUAUUCUAGUUGUGGUGACAGUUAUCCUAGCUAUGAUGGCUUACUCUUCUAGCUGUAGUAACGUUUUAUUCUAGCUGUUGUAGUGGUCUGCUGUCCUAGGUAUCCCUGCUGAUUCGUGUUCAGCGCAAACUUUAGUGUGGCAGUGAAAGUCGCCCCUGCCGCCCUAACGUGACCUUGUACCACAUAUUUAUCAUUUACGUGAUUGAAGUGCUUACGAAGUGCGGGAAAAGUGUGUUGUUUUUCAACCAGUAAUCCUGACAGCCAUUGCUCUGUGGAGUGGUUGUAAUUACUGUGUGUUGCUUUAAUAUAAUUGUUGCAAUGGGGUCUUCUUGCCUCAUCAAAACAUGUAAUGUGAAGAAGACUAAGGUGGGGGCGUCUUUCCACCGCCUGCCCUGGAAAUACCCAUGCCUGUUCCGCACCUUGCAACAUGUGUUUGGCAGCAACAACGUUCGUGAGUUGACGCGCUGGUCCAGGAUCUGCUCGCUGCAUAUUGCUCAGUUGGCUCCCCUGGCUACUUCUGACGAGGUAGUACGGCGGCUCAUGGAGUAUUACGCUUGGAACGCCCGCAGCUACAAGAGGAUCUUUGAAUUAUCCAAGAUUAAGCAGACCAGAGUUACGCAGGCUUUACUUAUAGAAGCCCUGAAUUGUGAGAGUGAUCACGUGGUUAGUGACAGUUUGGUCCUGCAGGACUUAGUCAAGAGUGGAGAGCUUGUAUUGAGAAGCUCUGAGUGUGUCCAGGGUCUGAAGCACCCAUGUUCAGACAGUGUUAGUGUAGUCAGUAGUAAGAGUGAGUCUUCUCUUCCUUUAGAGGAAGACGAAAAGGCUGGGGUUGCCCGUAAUUUACCUGUACAUGAUUCCAUGGAUCAUCGCCCACGCGGCCCAGUCCCACACCAUAGCAUGGCAACCCCAUAUACCCAACAUGUGGGACAAUAUCUGCUACAGUUGCUAGCAGGGGUUCUCGCAAACUCUGCAGACACAGGGUUGCACAGUAUGAUCCCGGAUGAGUGUGCGGCCGGAGCCAUGGACUCAACCAGGGAUCCGGACGUGUGCGUGGACGAGGCCUCUAAAUCGAAGAAAACGGGAUGUGGGGGCGGUGAUGGUGGUGGAGGGGAAGAACAAGACAUUAACGAUAACCACACUAAACUGUCCCCUCAGCACCAAGCUGCUACUGCUGCUGCUGCUGCUAGUAUCUUGACCAAUGGGGAAAUACAAACUAAAGACAGUGAAAGUAAAGAGGCACUUGAUGAGUCGAGUCGAACAAAUGACAGUGAAGAAGAAAGAGACAAUAAGAUGGAAGUGGAAGAAACAGAGGAACCUCAGGUGGAUGUUGAGGGUAGUGAAGAUGAGAAAGAUUCUAGUGAAGAUGAUGAAGAUAAGUUAGUGAUUAGCGAGGGAAAUGAAAGGGGGACAGAGGAAUCGGCUGAUGAAAACUCCAAAGGAGAAGCCCCAUUAAUAUCACAGAAAAGUCCAAGUAGAUCACCAACUCCAAAGGGGAGUGAAAAGCGACCGGCAGAGGAUGAAGCAGCUCCUGAAGUUGCAACCAAGAGACCAAGGCCCUUAGAGGACAUGGUAUCUCUUGAGUCUCUAACAUCAGUGUCACAGGUUGAGGGUUCUCUUGGUCAAGUGAAGCGUGAUCUAGAGGCAUUAGAGUUCUUGAUUAAGCAGAAAGAAGAAGAAUGGAACACACUCCUUAGAUUACAAAAACGUAAGGAAGAACUCUAUAUUCGAUUGGCAAGGCGGCGGCACGUUCUGCUCAUGAAGAGUGGCCAGGGUGAUGUAGAGGAAGUAGGGGGUAAGGUAGAGGAAGAAACCAGUGAAGAAGGGCGCAGUAACCUUAUGUUUCUACCCCAAGGAGGAUAUUCUUCCUUGGGUGGCCCCCAGUUACCUCUCAUGAUGAUGAGCCAGCUAAUUGCUGGCUCUGCUUCCCCGCAAGCUCUCCAGAUGCUGCCACAAGUUGUGACCACAAGAGACAGCAGCCAGGGAGAUAGUGGUGGCAGUAAUAACAUUAGUGUAAUAGACAUACAUACAAGUAGCAAUAAACCAGGGGGUGAAACACCUAAAGUAUCCAUGACUCAAGAAGCUCACAGCAAACUCACCAAGCAGCUCAGCUCAGGUUUGGCCUCCAUGAAACCUAUACUACCCAAACCAGCAGGGAGUAUAAGUGGAAUAUCUGGUCUCCCUUCUUCUUUAUCCUUCACAGCCACUGGUCAUGGACCUCAAGGACCCACAGUCAAUGUCCAGCAUUUAAUAGCAGCACAUCGAAAAGAAAACCCAAAUACUCCACCUAUCAGUUUAAAAAUUCCAACCAACAGGAGGGCCACAAGAGGAGCAUGGCGAAAUCGCUACGAUGGUGAUAAGCGAACAUCACGUGACCAGGAUCGUCCUCCAAGCGUGUCUAGCUCCAGUAGUGAUGCUGAUACACGAACCACACCUUCCUCCAAGAGUUUCCUGGCCAUGAGUGAUCCAUCUGUGUCAUAUAAAGAUGUACUCUUACGAUUUGCUGAGCUCACACAAAUAGAGAAACAACCUGGAUCUCCACAAAUCUCAAUUUUCCCUGUGGGUAGCAAUGAUGGAGGCUCUAAGAGGUCUGAUGGUAGCCGAGAAUCCACCCCUGUGAUGAGGGACCAGACUCCUCCCUCUCUUCCCUCUAGUAUUGUUCCAUCCACCACUAAAGCUAGUUUAGAAGCACCAUCAGCUUUAGCAAAGCUACUACUGGAAUCCCGGGCUAGUGCAUCCAGUGGCACUUUAGUCAAGGGUGUGAGUGAGAGUGCUUCAAACUCUCAGUACCUGACACUUUCUGCACUUCUCUCUGGCGGAUCCACCACAACUGUCAAAGACAAGUCUGCAGCACACUCCCAAUCUGAAAGUCGGAGCAAGAAAUCAAGCCAUCAGCCGGAAGAGGGGAGUGGUAACCCUAAGUGUCAAGGAUGCCACAAACAACGAGCACAGUUUGUGUGUGCUGGUUGUGGAAACCAGUGGUACUGCUCCAGGGAAUGCCAGGUGGCAGCUUGGGAGGACCACUCCGAGCACUGUAGUAACUAAUCAGUGGUGGACCUAUGUGUAUAUUUCCUAGACCGUACCUCCAGAUAACUGCAGAGAGGGGAUACAAGAUCACUACAAGCAAUUCUGAUUUUGUUGUGAAAAAAUCGUAAUUGCAAAAACAGUGCUGAAUCUAUUAAAAUAUUAAUGUUUGAUAAUUAACGCUGUGAAUUUUUUCACUACAAUUUAAAUUUAGUCAAUAGUAAAAGCAUUGUAUGGACCUUUAUGGGUGAUAAGUGUUGGAUUAUAUCUGUCCGCAAGACUAUAGAGUAAGAAAUCACUCUUGAUAAUGAUACUGUGAUAUUUAAGUGCAUUUUUUUGUAUACCAGAAAAGACUGUCAAUAAAAUUGUUUUUAUAUGAAUGCUACUGGCAGUGUCCAGAGAUUAUGUAGUGUGUGGAUCCUCAGUUUCCCUGUAAACAAUAUUGUAGCCUUACAGAAAUAUUUUCUUUUGAUAUUUACAAUUAUAGAAGUGGACUUUUAUGGAUAUGUAUUGAAAUACUAAUGGUAAUUAGUAGGUUUCUGGUAUGGUAUAGUUCACAGAAUAAAUGACCAGAGUAUAUUUUGUACAACACUAUUGCUUACAUACCAUUUUCAAAGCUAAAAAAAAAAAUAAAUAAAAAAAAUGAUUUUAAGAACAAAUGUUGCGCUAUUCAUUUUUGAUCAAGCAAAUAAAACCUUGUCUAUGAAUAUUGUAGAUGUAUUCAGGCAUUAAAAUUAUGCUUUCUCUUACUAUUUAAGUUCAUCUUGAAACUUAGUAUCUGCUUCUAUGAAAUUUUGACAACCUGUAAGUUUGUAAUGUCCUAAAGUAAUUGGAGAUAUAAAAAAAAAAAGCAUGAAUAUCUGUAAUGCCAUACAGCAUGUACUACGCUGACCAACUUGGCUGUUCUCUAAGUUUACAGUUGUGGCAUGUUUAAUCUGUUUUCAUGGCUGCUUUCUUCAUUAAUAACAGAAAUUGUCAAUAAUGUAAUUAUAUCUACAUUGGCCAUCACACAGUUCUCCUCUGGAUUUUCAUGUAUACCUUGUGGCUAGAAUUUUAUUGUACUUUAAUAUAUUUAUGUUCUUUCUCUUAAUUUGUUAUAUAAUCUAUAUCUACAUAUAGCUAUUUUGCCAUAACAUUUUCAUUGUAAAUUGAACCCUGUUUUUAGAUUGAAAUUUUUGUAUAAAUUUAAUUUUAUUUCAUUGGCUACAGUACAAUUUUAUUAAAGACUCAAUUUAUGGUUUGCAUUUUCAAACUCCUCUUUAGUUACCAAUCUCUGUUCUCAUUAUUUCUUCUGUUGAUAUUUUCUUUUAUGGAGAAGUAGAGGGCAUUAUAAACUGUCUUGAACCAGUACCAACUUGAUAAUGAUCUAAUACAAACCUUAAUUUCAUCUAGUUUUGCCUGCAACUACUUGGUUAGUUGCAAAAUGUUUUGUAUACUUCACAUUUCCUCUGCCUUAUUUUGCUUUCUCUUCAGUGUUUUACAUUAGUCAGUACUGUAUUGCUUUAGUAAUUUUAUCUUAGUUCAUACUUGGCAGACAAACCAACACCUCAGAAGUCAGCAACAGUAUAUUGGUUCCUCUUCAUUUAGUUGGGAAUGUAAUAAAAUGUUGCAUGUAGUGGAAUAGAAACUUUUUUUUUAAAGUCGCUGAGCCAUCAGCUCUUCCUAAAUGUAGCAGUGGUCAAAAAAACUGUUUUAAGAUCAUAUGCCCACCCUGUUUCUGAGUAGGUGAAAUGCACUCUUAAUGGAUCAAACUUUGCAUUAACAAACCAUGCCUUCGUUUAUUACACGAGAUGCUGGCAAUUAUAUUGACUUAAUACUUUAGAGGAUUAGAAGAAACUUAUGGUCAUGGGUUUUGAACUGUAUAACAUUGAAGAGACUGAUUAUAUUUAAAUUUUCUAGGUUACAAGGUAGUCUUAAAGUGAAAUAUUAGGAAUUUUUGUUAUUCUGCUGAUAUGAAAAAGAGCUGUACCUUAAAUUUUUAACAUUAAUUCUGAUAGGUUCAGGGAAGAGUUGCACUAUCUUAAGUUGUUAAACAAAUUCAAAAUAAAUAUCAUGAUCAUACUACAGUACUUGUAUUUCGAGUCCAAAUUCCCCUAUACAAUAUUCAAUGUGCAUGUUAAGGGCAGUUCUUUACUUUUUUCUUUCAGUAUGGCUAUGAAAUAACUAAUACAGUAGACCCUUGAGUAAUAUUUGUGAGGACUGGCACUUUAUUGAAAUAAGCAUGAUUCAGAGUGAAGAAUAUAUGGGAAAAAUAGGAUUACAUUCCUUGGUCCUUCAAAAAAAAAGAAAAAAAAAAAAAAAAAUGUGAAAGAAAGUCAAAAGAAGUAACUAUUUGACUAAAUUCUGGUGGCUGUUGCUUGUUGAUAUGCAAGUGUGUAGAGAGGGUUAAUGUGUCCCUGUACAAUACGAAUAAACAUGUAGCAAGCAGUAUCGACUAUUAUAUGGUGGCACCUUAUUGGGAAGGGGUGACAAUAAACUUGCCAUGAUUUUUUUAAGAGUGCCCCGAUUUCCAUAUAAGCACUAUAUGCAGCAUAAAAUAGCACAGAAGUUACAGCAUGAUCAACUAACAAAUGCUUGAGUCUUUUGAUAUGACACAUUAAGUCAAAUCAAAAGGUGACAAAUAUCCAUAGUAGAUAAUCAUGUAAUUAAUGACAUCAAUUGACUGUAUUGAGUAAAUUAAUCACUACAAUGUGUAGAUUACAAGUAACAACAUAAAAGUGUCAAUUUGCAACUGGGCUUCUCUUGGCAGACAUCACCACUUGACUGUUAUCAAUGUUUUCCCUGUGCAUGGUUUGGUAGAAUUACACUGUGUUACACUUUGCAUACUACUACUGUUCACUCCAUUAGCCAUAGGAAAAAAAAGGAAAUCACAGUCUGUAACAUCAUUAAGAAUCACUAAAAGGUUACAAGCUUACUGGGUAAGCUUAUAAAACAUGAAUAUAACACCUAGCCAAUGUCUCGCCUGCACUACUUAUGCUAGCUAGUACUAGUAGGGUAAACUCAGAAACCAGUUCAGUUUUAAUUCCUGUACAGCAGUCAAUGUAACUUUCUUGCCAUUGUGCCACAUUUUGAGAUGACUUUAUUCUGUAUUGUCAGAGUAAAUUUUUUUGUGGCACUCAUCACCUUUGAUCCCAUGAGGAUAUGAUCAUUUUUGUGGUCUUUGAUUUACUCAUAUUGAUGCAGAAUCUGAAAAUGGAGAUACACUGUUACAUCAGAGAAAUAUAAUGUAGUGAAAGAUGUUAAGAUAAUAUAAGCACAUACAAUACAUUUUGGUAAAUACUACUUUCCUAUAUGACAGCUAACCUAUACAGUGAACUAAAAAAAAUUGUCAAAAGUUUCCCCUUUCACAUUUUUACUCCUGUCACUUCAGGAAAAAAAAUUAUGAUUUGUGAAAUAUUAAACAAGUUUACAGUGUUUUGCAUACCAGUAUUUAUAAAAUGUAUGAAAACCAUUUAUUUAUUCUCACCAAAUUAUUAGUAGUAAGAAAUUAGCUCAUCUCAAACUCAAAUACUGAAGCAUUAUCAAAGACUCUGUCCUGAAAAAAAAUUGCACUGAAAAUGUUUAGUGUACUAGUCCUGGGAGAAAGCUGCCACCUGCACAAUCCCCACCAGUUAAUACACCUGUUUGCAUAAAUUCUGUAGUUUAGUUGUGGUGGCUCUUAAAACUCCCAACAACAACUUUGCAGAGGUGAUGCCUUCACAACUUUCUUCGUUAGUAACUUUUUUAAACAUCAUGACUAACAUAUUCAAUAACUGUAUAAUACAGUUAGAACACAUAAAUAACAAAGGCAUGGAAAUGUGUAAUGAUGAAUUAUAAUAUUUAAUAAAGCACUAAACCCAAAAGGGUUAAACAAUGUUAUUAUAGGUUACUAAAAUUGGUGAUUCACUCCCAACUUCACUACACACUUUAAGCAUAUCUAAUUCCUCAAUUUUCUUGGAAACCCCCCUUUUUUUUUUUUUUUUUUUUCCUUUUUUUUUUUUCUUAGGAUCUUUAGUAUCACUAUUAUUAUUUUUGGGUUCCAUGGUGAGAUGGGGAGCUGAUAAUGUCCAAAAUCAUUUGAUAAACACACUUGGUAAGUCCAAUAAUGCUGAGCCUCUUUUAGGCUUAGCGCUUCUUUUUGAUUAUAAUAAUAAUAAUGAGCCUCUUUUAAACAAUUAACCUCAUCAUGUGUGGCCACCAGCUGUUUUGCUCGUUGCUCUCAAAUCCAUAAAUUAUGGCUUUUGUAUCAGGAUAAUGAUCAAGGUAAUAUACUUCUUGAAUUGCAUGUUACUGAAUCAGCAUUACCAGAGGUUGUCUUACUGAAGGGUCUACUGUAUAACAAGUGUUAAUUAUGGACUUCAUGGCUAUUCAACAUCAAUUUGUUGUAACAGUUUUCAACACCAAUUGAGGCUUGUAAUGCUGUACAGUGUAUUAAUGUAGAUCAUUUUUAUUUUGAUGAAUUUAUACAAUUUAUGGGUACAAGGACAAUAUGCAGAAUAAAUCUUUCAUUGGGACAGUUAAAGGCUAUUUUGAAUAUUGCAUCUUCAUUCCUAUACCUGUUGGCAUUACACUUGUACAUCCUGUUGUGUAAUUUAUGGCAUCAUCUUUUUUUUUUUUCACCUAUUUUACGGUACCUGUCAAGGUGAAUCCUCAGAUAUUCUUUUGAGAUUUAAGAAUAAUCUGUUUCUCUACUGAACCAAGUUCCCAUUUAGAAAUCAUAAUUUCAAAGUGUCUAUAUAGGCAUACUUCACUAAUACAGCGGAUUAAGUUUCAGAUCACCAUAAAGCGAAUAUUGCCUUUUUUUUUCUACUUGUCAGUGUGUAUAAAAGCCUAAAAACAUGUUUAAACUAUCAUUAAGUGCGCAUUAGCACUAGGCCUAAAAAAAAUGAUGGAAAAGUAACAAUAAUAAAUAAAAACAAAUUUGAAAUUUGCCAAAAAUCAUUUUAAGAGCAAGGUAAGCAAAAAUAAUAAUAAGAAUAUAACUGAAAAGUGACGAAUUAGCAAAACCCUCUAAAGUGAGUACUGUAUUAAUGAGGUAUACCUGUAUUUCUUAAUUAAAAGAAGCUUUGAAAUUAAGAUAAAUAUACACAAGUCAUAUAAGAAUAUGACUCAACAGACUGAUCAUAGCCUCUUAAUUUUAUUGAGAGUAAAAUCUAACACACGAUUAGUAAAUACUGGUAUCUAUGAGCUCUACCCGUCCUGUAGUUUGUGGCUCUCCCAGUUUGAAGGAAAAUGUAAAUUACGAAAAAGUUUACAAGAUUCUUUAGAAGAAUGAGAGCAUGAUCGACUGCAUUCUGGUCACGCCCCCCCCCCCCCCUCUUUUUUUUCUGCAUUUUGCUUUAAGUUAACAUCAGAUUUUACUAUUGUUUUGUUAAGCAUGUCAUUGUUUAGAGCCUCUUUGCUCUGUAUAACUAAAACAUUCAGUUCUCUUAAGUAGGUUGUGAGCUAGCUUAUAGUCACAUGUUGACUUGAGUAACAUCAAACAGUGAUGUGGAUUUUCUGUUACUUAACUACUAUAUAGGUUAAAUCAAGCAGAUAAUUUAUGGGAGAAAGUCAUUUGCAGUCCUACAUAGCCUUAGUACAAAUGUAUAGCUUAGUGCAGCUCAUCAUUUUUUAUUAUAAUUAUUCUUCCUCGUACAUUUUGCAGGGAUGUUUUGUUAUGUCAUUGUCUAUAUUAUACAUCUGAAAUAUUAUUCAACUAUGCCAACCUUGAAUUUUAAGUAAUGCAGCUUCCUCAUUUUCUAUCAGUUAUUUAUUUUUUCCCAGUUAACAGUGUCUGACAGACUAGUUUUAUUAAAAUUGUCAAGAAUGAUUAAGAAUGGUCCUGUUUACGAUGAUAAGCUAUCUGUUCUUAAACAUGGUAAUGAGGGAGCCAAACCCACAGACAGAAACAAUAGGUUAUCUAUGUUGUGACCUUCACCUGGGGUUCUUUUCAGCCGAUACUUUGAUUGGAGGUUAAAAUAUACACACAACCUGCUUCUGUCUCCACGUGGGUUUGGAUCUCUCAUUGACAAGUGUUCAUUACACUUUGACAUUUCAACAUGGCAAUAUGUUUCUAGUCAUUAUGUCAAAAACUAGCAUACAAUACUGCAUUUUUUCCUUGCUUUAAAUAUGUAGUCAGACAUGGUACAGUGUAAGGUUGAGAGAGGUGGUAACCAUUCUUCCACUUAGCCAAAAAUUUCUCUCUUUACCUGCCAUAUUUUGCAAGAUCUUAAAGGCUUUUUUCUACUCUCUAAGCAUUAUCAUCAUUACACAUGUUUCGUACUAUUUUUUUGUGGGUUUAAUACUUUCCACAAAUUACGUAGUUUCACUAUUUUCGAUUUUUUUUUUUUAUAGAUUUGUCACAUGUCCUUUCUUAUAGGUUCUUAUGAAAGUAAAAUAAUAUAAUGUCCUUAUUAAGAUCAUUCAUCAUUGUAUUAUUGUUGUAGUGGUUGAGGUUAAUUCAUGCAACAUAAAUUAUCAGUUAAAAACUUCUUGAAAUAUUCGACAUGAUUCUUGCAGGAUGUUUAAUGUCUUCUUGUAUAUGCAGUAUUAAUUCUGCAUUGCAGAAUUUUAUAUAAUUUUUUUUUAUUUAGCAUAUAGUUUUCUUGGUGAUGAAGCAUCUUGAUUAAGCAUAAUUGUGUAUUAUAUAAUUUUUUUUGGUCUUCACUGUACCUAGUAAAUUUAGCUAUCACCUUAGAAUGUAUUUAAUAUUACUUUUCAGACUAAGCAUAAAUCAGAGUUUGCUUAUGAGCCAAGUAUAUAUUAUAUACUGUAUUUUAUAAAAAAAAAAAAUAAAAAAUAAACUGCAUAUAUUAUUACAGAGGGGAAAGUACUCAAAUCAUAAG